Molecule: messenger RNA, 1419 nt
Organism: Caenorhabditis bovis
Lineage: Eukaryota; Metazoa; Nematoda; Chromadorea; Rhabditida; Rhabditidae
Source: the annotation of a GenBank genome assembly
AUGAGCGCGCGCGCAGCACACAGCAAACUCCAGAAGCUCGUACUCGCCACCUAUCGUGAUUUUUUGCGUGCCGCCCGCGGUCGCGACGAGACCAUCCGCGAGCAUAUUCGCGACGAGUUUCGCGCGGCGUCGAAACGUUUCGCCGUCACCGACGUGCUGCUCAUCGAGCAUUAUCUGCGACGAAGUCAGCGCCAACUCGACGCGAUUCGAAAAGGCCACAUUGAGAGGAUCUCGAAAAUGGCAGACACCCGCGAAUUGCCGGUGUUCGCCUACAUCGAAGAAGCGAAACAGUUGUGGGAGAUUCGCGAAUAUCUCAACAAGAACGAGGCGGUGAAUUUGGAUGCGAAUGGUCCGAAAGACGUCGCGCAGAAUCUCAUCGAGAUCUGCAAAACGCUUCAUUUGUUGCCGGCGUGGGCCCAAGAGGUAGAGCCUGUGCUCAACUCGAUUUGCUCGUUGAUCGUCAUUGUGCCAGCCGAAAACAGCGAAGCCGUCGUCACUUCGUUCAUUCAAGCAGUUUCCCCGAAAUACUACAAAGGAAUCGGAUGGAAUAGCAACGCCGGAAUCGCUGUGCGUGUGUUGUCGAAUCUGUUCAAAGGAUAUUCGAACUUCAAAAAGAUCCAGGCGAUGACGUAUAAGGCGCUGGUGGAGAUGUGCGCCGAAUCGCGGCUCAUCGGCGAACUCGACUGCGACAUUGAGACGCUCAACGAGAUAUUCGCGUAUUGGGAGACGCCGGUCGAAGGACAACGCGAGAUUCUUCGACUCGUCCACAACGCCCUUCUUAAUGAUCAUCGCCCUGAUCAGGCGGCCAAGAUCAUGACGGUGCUUCUCGGCACUUAUACGGAGAAGGACGCUGCGAACGCGCGUCAGGAUGCGAUGGAAUGUGUGCGAACCGCCGUCGUCGAUCCCAAAUCGUUCUCGUUCGACCAUCUGGAGCGACUCAGCGCCGUGCGGGCCCUCAAACAGUCGGAUCCGCUCAUGUUCACUGCUCUCGAGCUUUUCGUGUCGGGAACCCUCAAGGACUAUCAGGAAUUCGUCAAGAAGAAUCCGACGUUCAUCAGCGAGCAUUUGCGAGUCGACGAGGCCGUUCUCAUCAAGAAGAUUCGUCUUCUGACGUUGAUGUCGUUGGCUGAAGAGAAAAAUGAAAUCAGCCUUGAUGAAUUGGCCAAACAACUCGACAUCUCUGCUGAUGAAGCUCUUGAGGAAUUCAUCAUCGACGCCAUUCAAGUCAAUGCUAUUUCGGGCAAAAUCAAUGAGAUGACGCGAAAAUUGGUGGUGAACAGCUAUCAGCAUCGAAGAUUCGGACAAGAGCAAUGGGUUGUUCUUCAGAAGCGUCUGAUGACGUUGAUUGCGAAUCUGAAGCAGACACACAAGAAUAUUCAGGAUGUCAAUCAUCGAAUCACCGAGGCCACAAACGCCUAA